AUGACGUUGAAUCAAAUUAAGAAAUUUGAAGCUCUAAAUGACAUAUCCGUCAACGUCUACGCCAUCGAGAAUGGGAUUGUGCCGAUACGACUCACUGACCGAAUGAGGAGCAAGCACGUGAAUCUCUUAUAUGUGGAGGAUGACAUCGAGGGACAUUUCGUGCUGAUUAAAGACCUGUCACGCCUUGUCAGUUCACAAAUCAGCAAAAAGGAGCGUAAGAAAUACUUCUGCGAUAGAUGCCUCCACUACUUUAGCUCGAGCGCUAAAUUGGAGAUUCACAGCAUGGAUUGCGGAAAACUAAACGAUUGUGCGAUAAGGCUACCGAGCGAGGACAAGUGGCUCGAGUUCAAGAACCAUUGCAGGAAGGAGCGCGUCCCGUUCGUGGUUUACGCCGAUUUGGAGUGCGCACUGGAAAAGAUGGAUCUUUAUCCAACAUCAUCCACGUACACAUACCAACAUCACAACGUCUUCAGUAUCGGGUAUUACGUGUACUGCUCUUAUGGCAAUUCGCUGUCGGGUUAUCGUUUUCACCGCGACAAAGACUGUAUAUCGUGGUUCGCGGGCGAAUUGAAAAAUCUAGCGCAUGAAGUAAAGAGUAUCUUAUCCGCUAACGUGGUUAUGGAUUUCACGCGAGAUGAUUGGCGAAAAUUUAAUAGCGCAACGCACUGCCAUAUCUGCGAGAAACCGUUCAUGAAAAAUGAUAAGCGGGUACGCGAUCACUGCCAUCUCACCGGACGAUACAGAGGUCCAGCGCAUUCAAAUUAUUCAUACAGAUUUCUCGCUUCUAGUUUAGACAAAUUAGCAUCUUUUCUCAAUAAAGAUAAGCUGCGGGUACUGCGACGCGAAUUUUCUCAUUUAUCGGACGAAAAUUUUAAUCUUUUAACUCGAAAAGGUGUCUUUCCGUACGAGUACAUUGAUUGCAGUGAAAAAUUGAAUGAAUCAUCCUUGCCGCCUCGCGAGUCGUUUUACAGUUCAUUGACAGACGACACGGUAUCCGAGAGCGACUACGCGCACGCUGUCAACGUGUGGCAGCGGUUCUCCAUCCAAACGCUCAGUGAAUAUAGCGAUUUGUAUCUAAAAACAGAUGUAUUGUUGUUAGCCGACGUCUUUGAAAAUUUCCGCGACAGUUGCGUCGCGAGUUACGGGCUCGACCCCGCGUACUAUUACACCUUACCCGGCUUCACAUGGGAUGCCAUGUUGAAGCACACAGGUGUAAAAUUCGAAUUACUUACAGACAUUGACAUGGUCAUGUUUGUCGAGCGCGAUAUACGCGGUGGUCUGAGCCAGUGCUCAAACAGGUACGCGCGAGCCAACAACAAAUACAUACCUUCGUACGACCCAUCGAAACAGUCAUCAUAUUUAAUGUACUAUGACGUCAACAACCUCUAUGGCUGGGCAAUGUGUCAACCAUUGCCAUACGCCGACUUUCGAUGGGUCAAAAACGUGCAGAAUUUCAACUUUUCGACCAUCGCGCUAGAUUCACCUACAGGCUAUAUUCUCGAGGUAGACUUGGAAUAUCCGCAACAUCUCCACGACGCGCACACUGACCUACCGUUCUGUCCGACGCGAGAGAAACCGCCCGGCAAGCGCGAUGACAAGCUCCUCGCGACGUUAUGCGAUAAGCAGCGUUACGUGAUUCAUUAUCGCAAUCUGCAGCAGUGUACUCGUCACGGCCUCCGUAUCGCAAAGGUUCACCGUAUACUGCAAUUCACGCAAUCUCCAUGGCUUCGUGACUAUAUAGAACUAAAUACAAAAUUUAGAACAUUGGCAAAGAAUGAUUUUGAGAAGUGUUGGAGUCAGUUAAAAUAA
Cyphomyrmex costatus is the source of this 1809-nucleotide messenger RNA. RefSeq lists its product as uncharacterized. Gene Ontology annotation, molecular function: DNA binding; nucleotide binding; DNA-directed DNA polymerase activity. Lineage: Eukaryota; Metazoa; Arthropoda; Insecta; Hymenoptera; Formicidae. Bases 1 to 1809 code for a protein of 602 amino acids. Gene Ontology annotation, biological process: DNA replication. The transcript has 3 exons. The record is from RefSeq and is a predicted model, not a curated record.